AUGGCAACCCCGGCAUUCAAUCCAUCUUGUAGCUCCAAUUUCCCGAGCUUUGCAGGCUCAUCGUCACUGCCGAACUUGCCAUUCGGAUCGGCAAUGGUGAAGAACGAGCUGGGGCAACCGUCUCCGCCGCCAUCAUCCAACUUCCUCUCCUUCGGAGCUGGCCAGGCUAGCACCCUGAACUUUUCCGGCUGGCAGCGAGACAGAGUCCAAGGGACGAUGCAGCAGCUGCAGGCGCCUGAGAGGCGGGGCAGGGCACCGCAAGAGCACGUCAUCGCCGAGCGCAAGCGGCGGGAGAAGCUGCAGCAGCAGUUCGUGUCGCUGGCCACCAUCGUCCCCGGCCUCAAGAAGACUGACAAGCUCUCUCUGCUGGGGAGUACCAUCGACUACGUGAAGAACCUGGAGGAGAAGGUGAAGGCCCUGGAGCAAGGCUCACGGAGGUCAUCAGAGUCCAUGGUGUUCGAUAGCAAAUGCUGCAUAUCCGCUCCCAACAACGAUGCAGCAGGCCCCAGCGGGAGCCGCUCCGGGUCAGGGUACUCGAGCCCGGACAUUGAGGCCAGCAUCCGAGGGAACACGGCACUCCUGAAUAUCUGCUGCAAGAAGAGGAGAGGGGUGCUGGUGAUGAUCCUGUCCGAGCUCGAAAACCAGGGCCUGUCUAUCAUAAACACCAACGUCAUACCGUUUACGGACUCCUGCCUCAACAUCACCAUCACGGCAAAGAUCGAAGAGGGGGGUUUGUCCGCAGUUGAGCUCGUGAAAAACCUGAAAAUGGCCCUCAGAAGUCUCAGCUGGAAGUAG
Messenger RNA from Triticum turgidum subsp. durum (durum wheat), 795 nucleotides. NCBI's taxonomy places the organism in Eukaryota, Viridiplantae, Streptophyta, Magnoliopsida, Poales, Poaceae. The record is from the annotation of a GenBank genome assembly.